Messenger RNA from Momordica charantia (bitter melon), 936 nucleotides. RefSeq names its product cytochrome b561 and DOMON domain-containing protein At5g35735. The record is from RefSeq and is a predicted model, not a curated record. Lineage: Eukaryota; Viridiplantae; Streptophyta; Magnoliopsida; Cucurbitales; Cucurbitaceae.
AUGGCUUCAGGUUCCCACUGCUCCCUACUUCUCAGCCUAAUUUUUUCUGUACUGUGUUCAACGGUUUACUCGACCCCUUGCAAUUCUUAUGGCCAAGAUCACGAGUACUGUAAUAACUCUCUAAUUACCAAAAUUGGGAGGGACAACAAAAUUGAAGAUACGGCGGAAGCCGCGGCCGCGCACCAGGCAAACUCCACCUCCGGCCUCCACAGCCCAGAUACGAAAGUAACAUCAUCAACUCCAAAAAUAUGGAAGAGCCAGACCAGCUUGCCUUACACCACUCUCUUAAGACACGUUCAUGGAGUUCUGAAUAUUAUAGGAUGGGGAACUUUGAUGCCCAGUGGGAUUAUGAUCGCCAGAUACUUGAGAGAAUUCCCCAUAAGCUGCGAGCGAUGGUAUUCGGCUCACGCUGUGUGCCAAACUGCUGGGUAUAUCAUGGGCAUCGUCGGAUGGGGCUUCGGAAUCUCCGCCGCUAACUCCUCCGAACGCAGCUCUCGCCUACCAUUCUUAGCCCUCGGCAUUACCAUCAUCGUCCUUGCAACCAUUCAGCUGCUUGCUAUAUGUGUACAGCCGAAGAAGGAGAGCGGGUGGCGGCGGAGGUGGGAAAUGUACCACCAUGUUAUGGGAUACGUGAUAAUGGGACUGAUAAUAGGCGACAUAUUCGAAGGUAUUAAUACGCAGCGCCACCCAGAGAAAUGGCGGUGGACUUACGUGGGAAUUGUUUCUUUUCUUGCACUUGUGGCUGCGGCUUUGGAGAUUCACAAACGAAUCAAGCUUAAACUCUUCAAACAGGCUAUGAAACUCAAUGCCAAUAUGCAUUCUCCCACUACUUGAUCAUUUUAUCACCAUUCUAUUUCUGCCACCCAUUUCCCUUUUCAUUGCCUUUCCCUGUAAUUUUUAUUCUCUACUGUCAGAUCUGAUUUAUUUCUUGGUCAU